Messenger RNA from Trichogramma pretiosum, 2316 nucleotides. RefSeq names its product lipopolysaccharide-induced tumor necrosis factor-alpha factor homolog. Gene Ontology annotation, molecular function: zinc ion binding. The transcript is spliced from 3 exons. The coding region runs from base 686 to 1291 and encodes 201 amino acids. The record is from RefSeq and is a predicted model, not a curated record. Lineage: Eukaryota; Metazoa; Arthropoda; Insecta; Hymenoptera; Trichogrammatidae.
GGCGCUUUCGGCUCCGCGUUGAAAUUAUCAUCUCGGUAUAAUACAGCAGUUUGUGCGUCGGUGUGUUCGUUCGUGCAUGUAUACACUCGGUUGGAGUUAGUAUUUACCCAGCACGUCACUGCUCGCUUCACGUAUAUAUAAUAUACACUACUUCGGCGCAGCAGCAAGUAGCAGCAGCAGCUCAGAUGAUGGAAAAUCGUCGAUAGGUGCGGAACGUGCGCGCAACAGAAGUAAUAUACAAUAUACAUUCGUUCGGCGAGUAUAUACAAGUGCGAGAAAUAUAAGACUCGCGCGUCGUUGUUGGUUCGUUCGUUGUUGUUGUUGUUGCUAUUGCAUUGCUAAAGAGGCGCAGAGGCGGCGGAACGCAGUGCGUGAGCGGAUUAAUAAAAAGCGAAAAGAAGGAGUCUUCUUUGUUGCCGUUUUAUUCGCUAUCGUGUGCCAACUGUACUGUGUGUGUGAUUGUGGAGAGUAGUAGUAGCGAGCUGCUAUCGUCGUAAAACGAGAGUGAGUGCACGCCGAUAAUAAUAUAAUACACACGUACUAGCCAAGAAGAGAUCGAGGAAAGCUUUGCUGUUGCUGCAGCAGCAGGGGAGAGUGCAACAGAGAGCGAGCGAGCUAUUUUUGGAGCUUUGAGAGUAAAAAAAGGUACAUCCUUGACCGGAGCGAAUCAACCUCGCUGAAAAUAAUGGCCAAAGGAGGAGGAAUGUCAGGAGGUGGCGGAGGUGGCGGCGGCAGCGCCUACGGACCCAGCAUGGACGCCGGUCCCUACAUGCCGUCCGCGCCCCUGCCCUCGGCGCCGCCGUCGUACGAGGAGGCCGUGGGUCUCGUCGCCGCGCCGGGAGCGAACAUGCCGCAACCGCCGCCCAAUCCGGGCUAUCCCACGGGUCCGGCGUCGAUGCCCAUGCCCAUGCCCAUGCCCAUGCCCAUGCCGAUGCCACAGCCCGCGGAGCCGGCGCCGGUUCACGUGACGCAGCCACGGGCCAGCAGUAGCCAACACCAACAACAACAAGCCGGUAGCAGCGCCAAUAAUCCCACGGUGAGGGUGAUACACCAGCACGUGAGCCUCGCGCUCGGCCCGAAUCCCAUCAAGAUGUCGUGCCCGUCGUGUCACGCCGACAUCAAGACGACCACCAUGUCGGAUCAUCAGCCCAGCGCUCACGUCUGCUGCAUCAUUCUCUGCCUACUGGGGUGCUGUCUGUGCUCGUGUUUACCCUACUGCUUGAGCUCGUUCCUCAGCGUACACCACUUCUGCCCGAACUGCAAGGCCUACAUCGGCACGUGGAAGGGCUGACCGUGCGAGGGCGAGACCAUAGUGGCGGCGGCGAGCAGCAGCAGCGGCCGCAACCACCGGACCAUUGUUAUCCUUGGCUAGCCAGAGAGAUAACGUUGACCCGCGUUGUAUAAAUAUUAUUGUUAAGCCUGUGCCGCGCAAUCGCAACGCAUCGCAGCAACGAACUCGAAGGCCUCGAGGCGCGGGCCGCUCAGCAUCCUCCUUUUUUCGUCCAAGGUUUUUCUCCAGCAAUUUUCUCCAGCUCGAACGAACCGUCGAUGUUUAUUUAUUUUUCGUCUUCUCUACUGUGGGCUUUCGCGCGUUUCGCGCAUACAUUAUAAUAGUACGUAAGAGAGAGAGAGAGAGAGAGAGAGAGAGAGAGAGAUAACGUUUUUCAAUUAUCUGUAAUAUGUACAUAGCGUGUGGUCAUCCGUCACUCGAUACGAGAAAAUGAAAGUGAAAGAGACAGAGAGAGGAAAUAAGUCUCUUAUCAGUAUUUCUUUUUUUUUUUAUUAUCGUGCGAUAUUAAUUCAGCAUUGCCAAAUGUGCAGUCGUAAUUAUGUAUCAAGUAUAAACUGCUUCAAUGUAAUUAAAUUCUCAUCGAAUCCGACGUGUUUUUUUUUGUCACCUCCUACUCGAAAGAAAAGCUCUGUACAUAUUUCCAAAACCAUAUUUAACGCAUACAUAAAUUAUAUAUGAUGUGAGAUCGUCGAAUCUGUUAGAGAUAUACUGGAAACGGUAUACGUAAACGAAACCGAAUUGAAUGCAUAAAUGCGCUUAGCGAGAGAGAUAUUUGUACAGAUUAUUUUUACGAAUUGUGUACAAAAUACAACAAAAAAAUGGCGUGAAUAAAUCACGAUAUGCGUUUAAAGCUUUGCUUGCGCUAUACUCGAGAAUCGCUUGUUGAGAAUCUAUAGGGGAAUGAUAAAAAAAAUAUAUAAAACUACGAAUCGUUUAUGUGUUAAGAUUGUUGCUGCGUACAACCGAAAAUAAUGCAUAGUUAUUUUUAUCAUUUUUACCGUAGGUAAAAAGCAGAUGAGGGAGAA